AUCAAUUGUAUUUUCUUGCCAAUUUAUUAGACGAGUCGACCUGAGCAUUGCCGGAGACAAUGUGAAAAAAGCGUAACACAGUCUAAGCAAUUUGCCUGUUCAGAUGUUUUCUGGCUUGCUAGGCAGUCUAAGUUCCGUUUUAUUUAUAAACAACAAGACACGGUGAUUCGCGUGUGUGCAACGAGCUGCCGGGUUGAACGCCUCCGGAGUGCACCAGACCCGAUAAAACGGUAACGGAGCACCGGGCUUUGCGUUUGCUACUCUGUCACUAUAAAGGUGUCCGGUACGUUCGACUUUAGAGUUAAUUAGAACUCGAGUAUGAUCACGUUCGAUCGCGCGCACGCGCGUCAACGUAAGACCUCUCUUGCAUAAUUGAACUCGUGAAUAAGCGUUACGUUAGUCGGGAUUGAAAUAUAAGGUAACAGAAUUCGAUAUAUACGAAUAAGGAAGAUCAUUCUUCUGUAAUUUUAUUGUUACAUCAAUUUCUAUUAUCUAAGAAGAUACUUCGAAAAAAUGUGUAUUUGUGUGACAGGAUCGAGCAUGUCGAUAACGCGACCACGCGUUCAACUCACUGUACGAUCUUGCUUAUGCGAUCAUCAAUGUCUCUGAUUAGGACACCAAAAUUCCAUUCAGUGUGUAUUAAUUAGGAUAGUGGUAGAAAAUGUGCAUAUAAAAAAAUACAAGUAUUGUACGUAAUCACCAAAACAAUUGAAGUAAAUCUCACAUUAUGAUAUUUGAUGAAAAAUGAAAAAUCUAAGUGAACAUAAUAAGUGGAUUUCAUUACACAAAAUAUAUUUCAGUAAAUUUUGUCUGAUUAUUGCAUUCAUUGAUCACUUCUUCAAAAUUAUUGUUAGAAAUGCAUUAUCAAGUAUAAUUUCGUUCCGUUUGCUGUUUAAGGGACUCAGAAUUUAUCCUCAUUUAUCAAAAUUAUCUGGAACUCGUAAGCAAUAUAAAAAUAAAACUCAAUGAAUACUCUGCACUUUUCUUUGAACACGAACAGUUUCUUACGACUCAAAAUCCGCUCCAUGUUCUUAAUCCUGCGAGAAUUGUUCAUUCGAGGAUCCGAGCGAGUGAGACAGCGUCACAGAUGCAAUUCCAUCGUCGAUAAACAAACAAGGAGUCAAGAAAGCUCGGUCGUCUUCGUCGACGGCACGAUUCGAGCCGAGUGUAUCUCCUCCACCUUUUCCACAGUUCGCCUACGUUCACGUCUGCUACGUUCUCCUCUCUUUCCCUCGCGGUCGUCGCGUCUUCUCACCGCGGAGAGAAGCCUCUUACUCAGGUAACUCGCGCCGUUCACCUGGAGAGAGAGAGAACCGGGUUCCUCAGUCUCGAACCGGUGGGCCGGAGGGAAGGAGCUCCGUGACCCUGAAUCCAUUCUUCUAUCUUCUAUCAUCUCGUUAUUCUUUCUACGACUGUCCAUUCGGAUUUUAUUUCGAUCGAUCGUUGAAACACUGUGAACCCGGCGCCGCGCGUAUUCAAAUCACCUCUUUUUCUUGGUCUCUCGUUAGACUGUGCCCUGUUGUUGUUAUUAGCUCCAGCGCGUGGACUCAGGUUUUGUGCAGUGAAUUGUCGUCGACUCGCUGGGAGACCCUCUCGUGCGCCGCGUACAUGUACCCAGGAGAAAAAUCGCGGCGUGGAACGUAGGAGAGAAACGAAACGAAUAUGCUGAUAAGAGAAUUGGCGGCCGUAUGGCUCGCCGUCCUCUUGUGCCAUCUUCAGCUAACGGAAUCUCAGAUUCCAUCCAGCAAUAUCUUCACCUGCCCGAACGGAUGGGAACUGAGAGGUACACAUUGUUACAAAUUCUUCAACAUCAGGCAUUCUUGGGAAAAGGCGGCGGAAUUAUGCAGGAGGUACGGCAGCGAAUUGAUGGUGGUGGAGUCGUACAGCGAGAACAACAUGUCCGCGAGCAUGAUCGGCCGGCAUUUGGAUCGUUACUGGCUCGGCCUAGCAUCCCUCGACGAUUUACGAACCAACACGCUCGAAUCCGCCGCUGGGAUGCUCGUCUCCCAAUACGCUGGUUUCUGGGCAUCGAGGCAGCCGAAUCCGCAGUCAGGCGAAUGCGUCGACGUCACAUUGUCGGAUGACCGGCAAACCUGGGAAUUGACCACGUGCGAAUCGUUGCUCCCUUUCAUGUGUCGUGCCGAGGCCUGUCCAGCUGGCUCUUUUCAUUGUUCGAACGGGAAGUGCGUGAACGCUGCGUUCAAAUGCGACAAGCAGGACGAUUGCGGCGACUUCUCAGACGAGAUAGACUGUCCUAACAACUGCCAGUUUUACAUGGCAAGUAGCGGUGACGUCGUCGAGAGUCCUAAUUAUCCACACAAAUAUGCACCCCUUAGCAAUUGUAAAUGGACCUUGGAAGGGCCCCAAGGCCACAAUAUCCUGUUACAGUUCCAAGAGUUCGAAACAGAGAAAAGCUUUGAUAUAGUUCAAAUCUUAGUCGGCGGUAGAACUGAGGAGAAAUCCGUGAACCUCGCCACCUUAUCCGGUAAACAAGAGCUCAGCAAUAAGCUGUUCAUCUCGGCGUCGAACUUCAUGAUCAUCAAAUUCAGCACGGACUCGUCGGUGGAGAGGAAGGGUUUCCGGGCUUCGUGGAAAACCGAGCCGCAAACUUGUGGCGGGAUUCUACGGGCGACUCCCCAAGGACAAGUUCUCACUUCUCCUGGAUAUCCGCAAAACUAUCCUGGAGGAUUAGAGUGUCUGUACAUAUUGCAGGCACAGCCCGGUCGCAUAAUGUCGCUGGAGAUCGAGGAUUUGGAUUUCGAAAUGAAUCGAGAUUACAUUUUAAUCAGGGACGGUGACUCGCCUAUGAGCAGGCCGAUAGCCAGACUGACCGGAAAAUCGGAGGACAAUCCCACAGUGAUUAUGUCAACCGGUAGUAAUCUGUAUCUUUACUUCAAGACAAGCCUCGGCGAUUCCAGAAGAGGAUUCAGUAUUAGAUAUACUCAGGGUUGCAAGGCGACGAUUAUUGCCCGAAACGGCACAGUGCAGUCGCCGUCGUUCGGCUUAAACGAUUAUCCUAACAAUCAGGAAUGUUUGUACAAAGUGAAGAAUCCUCAGGGAGGUCCGUUGUCGUUGAAGUUCGUCAACUUCAACGUUCACAAGACUGACUUCGUGCAGAUAUACGAUGGUCCGAAUACCAAUGGUCUUCGUUUGCAUCCUGGGAACGGUUUCACGUCCAGCACCACACCAAAGAUCACUUUGACUGCAGAGAGUGGAGAAAUGUUGGUCAGGUUCACUUCCGAUGCUCUUCAUAGCAGUUCCGGCUGGCAAGCAGAGUUCUCAGCAGAUUGUCCGUAUCUUCAAUCGGGCGAGGGAGCACUAGCCUCCAGCAGAGAUACCGCGUUCGGUACAGCGGUCACGUUCUCGUGUCCCCUGGGUCAGGAGUUCGCCACUGGCAAACCAAAAAUCAUCACGGAGUGCCUUCCGGGCGGGAACUGGUCCGUCACAUAUAUACCAAAGUGUCAGGAAGUCUACUGUGGUCCGGUACCACAGAUCGAUAAUGGUUUUUCCAUCGGAUCUUCGAAUGUUACUUAUCGAGGCUUAGCUACUUAUCAGUGCUAUGCUGGUUUUGCAUUCCCAUCUGGUAGACCCACCGAGAAGAUCUCUUGCAUGGCUGAUGGCCGAUGGGAAAAGAAGCCUUCUUGUUUAGCCUCACAGUGUUCGCCACUUCCGGAAGCGCCGCACUCGAACAUUACCAUUCUUAACGGAGGCGGACGGAGCUAUGGGACAAUCGUUCGGUUCGAGUGCGAACCGGGAUACGUCAGAAGCGGGCAUCCGGUAAUUCUCUGCAUGAGCAACGGAACGUGGUCCGACGAGGUGCCAACUUGUUCUCGUGCAAAGUGCCCGUUGCUGCCUACGAUCAAGAACGGUUUCGUAGUCGACACGAGUAGGGAAUACUUUUAUGGCGACGAGGCCAGAGUGCAAUGCAACAGGGGAUAUAAAUUGUCCGGGUCUAACAUCAUACAAUGCGGACCUAGUCAACAGUUCGACAACGUUCCCACUUGUGAAGAUAUAAAUGAAUGCGCAUCAAGCCAAUGCGAUUUGGCGUCGACGGAGUGCCUCAACAAUCCCGGCGCGUUUACGUGCAAGUGCAAGCCUGGCUUCGCUCCAACUAUGGAAUGCAGGCCAAUAGGCGAUCUCGGAUUAAUCAAUGGCGGUAUUUCAGACGAAUCUAUCACAGUUUCUAGUUCUGAGAACGGAUAUACCAAAACCGGUAUACGUUUGAACAAUGGUGACGGAUGGUGCGGGAACAACAUCGAGCCAGGUGCAAACUGGGUGAUGAUCGACAUGAAGGCUCCAACGAUCAUCCGUGGUUUCCGUACGCAGAUCGUUUCCAGAGUCGAUGGGAACAUAGCUUACACGUCAGCAGUUCGAAUUCAGUAUACCGACAACUUGACUGACACCUUUAAAGAUUAUACCAAUCCAGAUGGAACACCGGUGGAGUUCAGAAUACUCGAACCAACUUUGUCCGUUCUGAAUCUGCCUGUUCCGAUCGAAGCUCGCUAUCUAAGAUUCCGUAUUCAAGAUUACGUUGGCGCGCCCUGUCUAAAGCUCGAAAUCAUGGGUUGCACCCGUUUAGAGUGCACAGAUAUUAACGAGUGCGCCACUAAUAACGGCGGCUGCCAGCAGAAAUGUAUAAACAAUCCUGGGAGCUAUUCUUGCAUGUGCAACACGGGAUACGAAUUGUACAAAGGGAACGGGACUGCUGGUUUUUAUAUUGAGAGAUACGAAACCGGUGAAAGGGACGGCGAUUUAUAUCAGAAGAACAAAACCUGCGUGCCUGUCAUGUGCCCAGCACUCGCGUCGCCGGAGAACGGGAAAUUAUUGUCGACCAAGCAACAGCAUCACUUUGGGGAUCUAGUGAAGUUCCAGUGCAACUUCGGAUACGUACUGUCCGGAUCCUCUGCUGUUAUCUGCACGUCGAGCGGAGUUUGGAACGGAACCACUCCAGAGUGCCAAUAUGCCAAGUGCGUAUCGCUGCCAGACGACAAGAACGAGGGAUUAUCCGUGAUUCGUACCGACGAAGCCAGUGUUUUGGUACCAUUCAAAGAGAACGUGACACUGAAGUGCAACAGCAACGGCCGAUACCUUCGAAACACAGCUACUUCAGGCUUCCGCCAAUGUGUGUACGACCCUAAACCUGGCCUGCCAGAUUACUGGCUAUCAGGAUCGCAACCAGCUUGUCCGAGGGCCGACUGUGGAAAACCUCUGCCAACUCCUGGAGCCGAGUACGGUCAAUAUUUAGACACCAAAUACCAAUCCUCCUUCUUCUUCGGAUGCCAGGACACGUUCAAACUAGCUGGGCAGACUAACCGACACGAUAACGUGGUCAGGUGUCAAGCUAAUGCCAUUUGGGACUUCGGGAACCUCCGAUGCGAGGGUCCAGUCUGCGAAGAUCCUGGAAGACCCAGCGACGGCUUCCAGAUAGCACGAAGUUAUGAACAGGGAUCGGAAGUUCAGUUUGGUUGCAGUAGGCCAGGGUACAUACUGAUCAAUCCUAGACCGAUAGUCUGCGUUCGAGAACCGGAGUGCAAAGUUGUAAAGCCUCUCGGGCUCGCUUCCGGUCGAAUUCCCGACUCAGCGAUCAAUGCGACAUCGGAGAGGCCGAACUACGAGGCCAAGAAUGUUCGCCUGAACUCCGUGACCGGGUGGUGUGGAAAACAAGAAGCUUUCACUUACGUCAGCGUCGACUUGGGCCAAGUUUACAGGGUGAAAGCGAUUUUAGUUAAAGGCGUGGUGACGAACGACGUCGUUGGCAGACCGACGGAGAUCAGGUUCUUCUACAAACAGAGCGAGAUCGAGAAUUACGUGGUCUACUUCCCUAACUUCAACCUGACCAUGAGGGACCCUGGGAAUUACGGAGAGCUAGCGAUGAUCACUUUGCCUAAAUACGUCCAAGCUCGUUUCGUGAUCCUCGGAAUAGUUAGCUACAUGGACAACGCUUGCUUGAAGUUUGAACUAAUGGGAUGCGAAGAACCAGUCGCGGAACCACUACUGGGUUACGAUUAUGGUUUCUCACCGUGCGUGGAUAAUGAGCCACCGGUGUUCCAAAAUUGCCCUCAGCAACCGAUUGUCGUGCAAAAGGGACCUGAUGGUGGAUUAUUACCCGUGAAUUUCACUGAACCGACGGCUAUCGAUAACAGUGGAAGCAUCGCUCGAUUGGAAGUAAAACCUCAUAGUUUCAGGACGCCGCUUAGGGUGUUCCAGGAUACUGUGGUGAAAUACGUGGCGUUUGAUUACGAUGGGAACGUGGCCAUUUGCGAGAUCAACAUCACCGUACCUGACGUGACGCCGCCGAAGCUCAGCUGCCCACAGAGCUACGUGAUAGAAUUGGUAGAAAGACAGGAGAGCUACAGUGUAAACUUCAACGAAACGCGUAGAAGAAUCAAUGCGACGGAUGCUUCUGGUCCAGUGAAGAUCACAUUCGUACCAGAAAGAGCAGUGAUACAGAUCGGUGGUUUCGAGAACGUGACCGUUUACGCCACGGACUCGAGUGGGAACAGAGCAGUGUGCCAUUUCCAAGUCUCUGUCCAAGCGACACCCUGCGUUGACUGGGAAUUGAAAUCGCCGGCCAAUGGGGGAUUAAAGUGUGUACCUGGUGAUAAAGGACUUCAAUGCAUCGCCACUUGCAAAAACGGGUACAGAUUCACCGAUGGUGCACCAGUGAAAACGUUCACCUGUGAUGUUGCUAAACACUGGUCCCCGUCUUCGGUGGUACCUGACUGUGUCUCGGAAAACACUCAACAGGCGAAUUAUCACGUAGUAGCCGCGGUAACUUAUCGAGCAAACGGUGCCGUUUCGAGAUCUUGCCUGCCGCAAUAUCAAGAUCUCAUGUCGCAGUACUACAUGAAUUUGAAUAACAUUCUGACACAACGCUGCUCUGCUGUGAACGUGAAUAUGAAUGUAUCGUUCGUAAGAUCGGUGCCUUUCUUGCUCGAGGAAAAUGUGUUGAAGAUGGACUUCAUCCUUGUCAUCGUUCCAGCUAUACGUCAACCACAAUUAUACGAUCUUUGUGGAUCGACAUUGAAUCUGAUCUUCGAUUUAUCAGUUCCUUCUACGAGCGCAGUGAUAGAGCCUUUGUUAAACGUGUCUGCCAUAGGCAACCAGUGCCCUCCACUAAGAGCUCUAAAAUCCUCCAUCACUCGAGGUUUCACUUGCAGCAUCGGCGAAGUUUUGAACAUGGACACUAACGACGUUCCACGAUGCUUGCACUGUCCAGCGGGAACGUUCGCCGGUGAGAAGCAAAAGCAAUGUACAUCCUGCCCGAAAGGCUUCUACCAAAACAGUGACCGGCAAGGAUCCUGUCUCCGUUGCCCAUUCGGUACGUACACCCGCGAAGAGGGUUCCAAGAGCAUAGAUGACUGCAUACCAGUUUGCGGCUACGGUACCUACUCUCCUACUGGAUUGGUGCCUUGCCUGGAGUGUCCCAGGAACAGUUACACCGGCGAACCACCGGUCGGUGGUUAUAAAGACUGUCAAACCUGUCCGGCCGGAACGUUUACCUAUCAGCCGGCUGCACCAGGUCGAGAUAGAUGCAGAGCCAAAUGUUCGCCUGGCAUGUACUCGGACACCGGCUUGGCCCCGUGCGCCCAGUGCCCAAAAGAUUUCUUCCAACCACAGCACGGAGCCAUCACUUGCGUCGAAUGUCCAACGAACAUGUACACUGACAGUCCAGGCGCAGUUGGACGCGAGGAAUGCAAGCCUGUGACGUGUACAGAUAGCGUUUGUCAGCAUGGAGGCUUGUGCGUUCCCAUGGGACAUGGUGUCCAGUGUCUGUGCCCAGCUGGAUUCUCCGGACGACGCUGUGAAAUUGAUAUCGACGAAUGCGCCUCGCAGCCUUGCUACAACGGAGCCACUUGCAUCGACCUCCCACAGGGCUACAGGUGUCAGUGCGCUAAUGGGUACUCGGGGAUCAAUUGCCAAGAAGAGAAGUCAGAUUGCGCGAACGAUACGUGUCCAGAAAGGGCCAUGUGUAAGGACGAACCUGGUUUCAGUAAUUACACUUGCCUCUGCCGGUCUGGUUACACCGGAGUCGACUGUGACAUCACUAUAAAUCCUUGCACGGCCAGUGGAAAUCCUUGUAACAACGGUGCCACCUGCGUGGCUCUUCAACAAGGCCGUUACAAGUGCGAUUGUCUGCCAGGCUGGGAAGGCCAGAGCUGCGAAAUCAACACGGACGAUUGCGCCGAGAAGCCUUGUUUGUUAGGAGCUAAUUGCACGGAUCUGAUCGCAGACUUCAGUUGCGACUGUCCUCCAGGAUUCACUGGCAAACGUUGCCACGAGAAGAUCGACUUGUGUUCAGGAAAUCCUUGCCUGAACGGUAUAUGCGUGGACAAUUUAUUCAGUCACGAGUGCAUCUGCCAACCGGGAUGGACCGGCACUGCUUGCGAGACGAAUGUCAACGAGUGCUCUAAUAAACCUUGCAUGAAUAAUGGCCAGUGCAUAGAUCAGAUCAACGGGUACACCUGCACCUGCGAGCCUGGUUACACUGGCAAGCAAUGUCAACAUACUAUCGACGACUGUGCAUCUGAACCUUGUCAGAACGGUGGAACCUGUGUGGAUCAACUCGAAGGAUUCGUCUGCAAAUGCAGGCCAGGUUUUGUCGGACUCCAAUGUGAAGCAGAAUUGGAUGAAUGUCUCAGUGACCCAUGCAGUCCUGUCGGAACCGAUCGCUGUGUCGAUUUGGAUAACACUUUCAUGUGUCAUUGUCGUGAAGGGUACUCCGGAGCGUCUUGCGAGAUCAAUAUCGAUGACUGUGCCUCUGACCCUUGUCUCAAUGGGGCCACGUGCAGGGAUGAAGUCGGUGGGUUCAAGUGCAUGUGCCCAGAGGGUUGGACCGGAGUUCACUGCGAGAUAGACGUCGGCAUGUGUCAGAACCAUCCUUGCCAGAACGAUGCCAACUGCGUGGAUUUGUUCAUGGAUUACUUCUGUGUGUGUCCGUCGGGAACGGAUGGAAAGCAGUGUGAAACAGCGCCAGAACGCUGCAUUGGAAAUCCUUGCAUGCACAAUGGACGUUGCCAGGACUUCGGAUCCGGACUCAAUUGUACUUGCCCCGAUGAUUUCACCGGAAUUGGAUGUCAGUACGAAUACGACGCUUGUCAAGCUGGUGCUUGCAAGAACGGAGCCACGUGCCUCGACGAAGGCCCCGGUUUCACUUGCAUUUGCCCACCGGGAUACACAGGUAAAACUUGCGAGGAUGAUAUAAUCGACUGCAAGGAGAACUCUUGUCCACCGUCGGCAACUUGCAUCGAUCUCACUGGAAAAUUCUUCUGCCAGUGCCCCUUCAACUUAACUGGCGAUGAUUGCAGAAAAUCUAUUCAAGUGGAUUACGACUUGUACUUCAGCGACCCAGCGCGCAGUAGCGCGGCUCAAGUGAUCCCAUUCUUUACCGGGGCUAGGAAGAGUUUGACAGUAGCGAUGUGGGUACAGUAUACUCAGAAAGACGAAGCUGGAAUAUUCUUCACGCUCUACGGCGUCAGUUCUCCUCAUGUUCCAACGAAUAGAAGACUCAUGAUUCAAGCACAUAGCAACGGUAUUCAAGUUUCCCUGUUCCACGACUUGCAAGACGUCUAUCUACCGUUCAGGGAAUACGCAACUAUUAACGAUGGCCAGUGGCAUCACGUUGCCGUCGUUUGGAACGGCGAGAAUGGUGGCGAGCUGGUUUUAAUCACGGAAGGACUAAUUGCUAGUAAAACCGAGGGUUACGGAAGUGGAAGGUCCUUACCAGCUUAUGCAUGGGCGAUGUUAGGCAAACCUCAGAGUGAGAACGCGAAAGGUUACACCGAAGCAGGCUUCCAAGGAACUCUGACCAAGGUACAGAUCUGGAGUCGAGCCUUGCACGUGACGAACGAGAUUCAGAAGCAAGUUCGCGAUUGUCGCACCGAACCAGUCCUUUACCAAGGCUUGGUGCUGACCUGGGCAGGCUACGAUGAAACGAUCGGCGGCGUGGAGAGAGUGGUACCCUCGCAUUGCGGACAAAGAGUGUGUCCACCGGGAUACGGUGGUAACAAGUGUCAACAAUUGGAAUCGGACAAGAUCCCGCCUAAAGUAGAACACUGUCCGGGCGAUCUUUGGGUGAUCGCCAAGAACGGCUCGGCUAUAGUUAGCUGGGACGAGCCACGGUUCGUGGACAACGUCGGCAUAACGAGGGUUCAGGAGAAAAACGGUCACAAAUCUGGUCAGACACUGAUGUGGGGAAUUUAUGACAUUAGCUACGUGGCUUACGAUCAGGCUGGGAACUCUGCCAGUUGUAAUUUCAAGGUCUACGUGCUAUCUGAUUUCUGCCCAGAAUUGCCUGAUCCGAUCGGAGGAACUCAACAAUGCAAGGACUGGGGAUCCGGUGGUCAGUUCAAGGUUUGCGAAAUCUUCUGCAACGCUGGUUCGAGGUUCUCUCAGGAAGUUCCGAAGUUCUAUACUUGCGGUGCCGAAGGAUUCUGGAGGCCUACCAACGACCCCUCCCUACCUCUCGUCUAUCCAGCUUGCACAACUGCUACACCAGCUCAGCGUGUAUUCAGAAUCAAAAUGAACUUCCCAACGUGGGUUCUUUGCAAUGAAGCCGGCCAAGGAGUACUCAAGAAGAAGGUCCGCGACGCUGUGAACUCUCUAAACAGAGACUGGAACUUCUGCUCAUAUUCUUAUGAAGGAACUCGGGAGUGCAAAGAUUUGCACAUCGACGUCCAAUGCGACCACCGCCUGCGCACGACUAGAGAGACCAACGAAGAGGACGGUGGAACUUACACAAUCUCUGCGGUAGUCCCAGCUGAACCAACGAGACAAGCUCGGCAAGGAAGCGAUACCUACGAGGUGGAGAUCUCGUUCCCGGCAAUAAACGACCCGAUUUUGAACGCGAACUCGAACGAGAGAGCGACCGUUCAAACUCUGUUGGAAAGAUUGAUCCUAGAAGAGGACCAGUUCGACGUUCACGACAUUCUACCUAAUACUGUGCCCGACCCAGCUUCCCUAAUUUUGGAAUCUGAUUACGAUUGCCCUGUGGGACAAGUGGUCAUGGCACCUGACUGUGUGCCUUGCGCCGUGGGAACGUAUUACGACGAAGAAACGAAACAGUGUCUGUCCUGUCCUGUGGGAAGCUACCAAAGCGAAUCGGGUCAACUGAAAUGCAGUUCUUGUCCUGUGAUCGCUGGUCGUCCCAGCGUGACGGUGGGACCAGGAGCACGGAGCGCGGCCGACUGCAAGGAAAGGUGUCCCGCGGGAAAGUAUUACGACGACGUGGCUGGCUUAUGUCGUAGCUGUGGCCACGGAUUCUAUCAACCGAACGAGGGCAGCUUCUCUUGCUUGCUGUGCGGAUUGGGAAAAACUACGAGGACACCGGAAGCCGUGUCCCGGGAGGAAUGCAGAGACGAGUGCGGGUCCGGACAACAGCUGGCUGUGGAAGGAAAAUGCGAACCGUGUCCAAGAGGAACUUACAGGACUCAGGGAGUCCAGGCUGCGUGCCAGCAGUGUCCCAUUGGCAGGACCACGCCGAAUAUGGGCUCCGCGGUGAUAGAAGAAUGCUCGUUGCCUGUAUGCGAGCCGGGGACGUAUUUGAAUGGAACUUUGAACGAAUGUAUGCAGUGCAAGAAGGGAACCUAUCAGUCGGAGCCGCAGCAGACCUUCUGCAUACCCUGUCCUCCGAAUACUAGUACCAAAGGAACCGCUGCAACUAGCAAAGCGGAUUGCACGAACCCGUGCGAGACGAGCGACGCGGAAAUGCACUGCGACGCGAACGCCUAUUGUCUCCUGAUACCGGAAACGAGCGAUUUCAAGUGCGAGUGCAAGCCCGGAUACAACGGAACCGGAACGGAGUGCACAGACGUCUGUAUGGAUUACUGCGACAAUGAGGGUGUGUGCCUGAAAGACUCGCGGGGACAACCUUCCUGCAGAUGUAGCGGCAGUUUUACUGGCAAACGGUGUACCGAGAAAUCAGAAUUCUUCUACAUCACCGGCGGCAUCGCAGGUGGAGUUAUCUUAAUCAUCUUUGUCGUUCUUCUCGUAUGGAUGAUCUGUGUCAGAGCUUCCAGAAAGAAGGAACCUAAGAAGAUGUUAACACCAGCUACUGAUCAAAACGGAUCGCAAGUGAACUUUUAUUACGGCGCGCCUACGCCGUACGCGGAAUCCAUAGCACCGUCACAUCACAGCACCUAUGCUCACUAUUACGACGACGAAGAAGACGGCUGGGAAAUGCCCAAUUUUUACAACGAGACCUACAUGAAAGAGAGUCUUCAUAAUGGCAAGAUGAACAGUCUCGCUCGUUCGAACGCUAGUAUUUACGGCACGAAAGACGAUCUUUACGAUAGACUGAAACGUCACGCUUAUCCUGGCAAGAAAGACAAAAGCGACAGCGACAGCGAGGGUCAGUGACUAUAAUAAGUAAUCAACAUUCUACCGUUGUAGAAUACGAAGACGGAAGAAAAAUGUCGACGUCCCUGUCACGCGAACCAUAAAGAGGCGUCGCCCCAUCGUCGAGAGACCAAUUUAUUUAUUAUUCCCAGACGCCGCGGCGCAGCGCCGGUCAAGUUCAACGGUUCGAGGAGCGAGGAACGAAAAUUGAGCUCCAAGGGCCGGUCUCGAACGCGUGUACGCGACGUGUACGAUAAUUAAAAGUGCUGAUAAAUGCUAGAACACAUCUAGGCUAGAGACGUGAUCGAGUCCUGGAACGACGAUCCAUCGAUCAGGUGAGAUCGUUGUUUCGGCGCUCGCAGUUAGAUCGACGAAUAUCGAGAAUGAGAAAGACUAUACAUAUACACAAGCGCGAGAUUGUAAUUUUUUGUAAUUUAUAAUACCAACUAUAUAGUUAAGGACUUUUUUCUAUCGAUUAACUUUUUAUGUACCUCUCUCUCCUUUUCUCUGCUCGCCUUGACGUAAGAGGGAACGGGAAAAUGAGAGAGAAAGAGAGAGAAAGAAAGAGAGCAAAAGUGUGUGCAUGUAUGUUAAUAUAAUCUUCUCUUCCCCCACCCCCUCCUUUUAUACAUAAGCGAACUCAUAUUUUGUUACUAUAGAUAAUAUUGUGUAUCACACUCGUUGUAAUAUAAAAUGCGUAGGCGGCUAACGCGGGGGACAAAUCAAAAGAUGUGAAAUGAACAAAUGUACAUUGAAUUAACGCCUACGAACAGGUUCUCCACUUACAUUGUAAAAACUUUAACAACGGUUGUUUUCUUUUUUUAUUAAUAAAAUGUAUUACGAGACA
This is a messenger RNA of Ceratina calcarata, 13183 nucleotides long. It is a transcript of the gene uif, whose product is annotated as sushi, von Willebrand factor type A, EGF and pentraxin domain-containing protein uif. Gene Ontology annotation, biological process: Notch signaling pathway. Lineage: Eukaryota; Metazoa; Arthropoda; Insecta; Hymenoptera; Apidae. The transcript is spliced from 37 exons. The coding region runs from base 1663 to 12357 and encodes 3564 amino acids. Gene Ontology annotation, molecular function: calcium ion binding; Notch binding. The record is from RefSeq and is a predicted model, not a curated record.